CUCCACAUCUCUGCGGAAUGUUCGAUGAACAGACUAUAGGCAUUGUUGGAGAUCAGCUUUGCAAUACGCUGAAGAAAAGGAACGAGCAAGCAAAGGAGCUAACAGUUCGAUCAAUUGUUAACAACAAUAAGCUACUACUAUUGAAUCACCCAGAGGCACAUAAUGAAGUUCCUCACUUGUUCAUGAUGGUUUCG
This is a messenger RNA of Linum tenue, 194 nucleotides long. Lineage: Eukaryota; Viridiplantae; Streptophyta; Magnoliopsida; Malpighiales; Linaceae. The record is from the annotation of a GenBank genome assembly.